Messenger RNA from Sinocyclocheilus rhinocerous, 1130 nucleotides. Its product is annotated as putative protein TPRXL. Lineage: Eukaryota; Metazoa; Chordata; Actinopteri; Cypriniformes; Cyprinidae. The annotation marks the transcript as partial. The record is from RefSeq and is a predicted model, not a curated record. The transcript has 2 exons.
UCUCCUUCAACAUCAGCAACCUCUACAUCAUUGUCCUCAUCAUUACCAUCAUCAGCAAUCUCACAGCCUUCAUCACCAUCCCUACCUUCUUCAGCAACACCGUUAUCAUCAACAUCUUUACUACUAUCACCUACACAAAACUCAUCAUCUUCAACAUCCUCAGCAGCAACUUCAUCAGUCCCACUACUGUCAUCAUCAUCUUCUGCAACAUUAUCAUCUAGAGCUUCUUCAUCACCAACAUUACAAUCACCUUUAUCAUCAACACCACCAUCUUCAAUACUAUCAACUUCUCUAUCUUCAUCAUCCUCAUCAGUCCCACUAUCAUCAUCAACCCAAUCAAAACAUCCUUCAACAUCAGCAACCUCUACAUCAUUGUCCUCAUCAUUACCAUCAUCAGCAAAUUCACAGCGCUCAUCGUCAUCUCCACCAUCUUCACCACCAACAUUAACAUCAUCAUUAUCAACAAUAACAUCUUCAAUACUAUUAUUUACAACAUCAUCUGCACCAUCUUCAUCAGUCUCACCAUCAUCAUCAUCUACACCAUCUUCACCAGUUCCACUAUUGUCAUCAUCUUCACCCCCUGCAUCUUCUUCAACAUUAUCAUCUACACCAUCUUCAAUCUACACCGCCGUCACCAUCAUCUUCAGCACCACUUUCAUUGCCAUCAUCAUCAACCCUUCCAGCACAACAUCAGCAACCUCUACAUCAUUGUCCUCAUCAUUACCAUCAUCAGCAAUCUCACAGCCUUCAUCACCAUCCCUACCUUCUUCAGCAACACCGUUAUCAUCAACAUCUUUACUACUAUCACCUACACAAAACUCAUCAUCUUCAACAUCCUCAGCAGCAACUUCAUCAGUCCCACUACUGUCAUCAUCAUCUUCUGCAACAUUAUCAUCUAGAGCUUCUUCAUCACCAACAUUACAAUCACCUUUAUCAUCAACACCACCAUCUUCAAUACUAUCAACUUCUCUAUCUUCAUCAUCCUCAUCAGUCCCACUAUCAUCAUCAACCCAAUCAAAACAGCCCUCAUCAUCAGGAACCUUUACAUCAUUGUCUUCAUCAUUACCAUCAUCAGCAAAUUCACAGCGCUCAUCAUCAUCUCCACCCUCUUCACCACCAACAUUAACAUU